Molecule: messenger RNA, 801 nt
Organism: Schistocerca serialis cubense
Lineage: Eukaryota; Metazoa; Arthropoda; Insecta; Orthoptera; Acrididae
Product: piggyBac transposable element-derived protein 3-like
Exons: 2
Coding region: 1-801 (266 amino acids)
Molecular function (GO): sequence-specific DNA binding
Source: RefSeq, a predicted model, not a curated record
AUGGAACUUUUGGACAUGUUAGAAUUAAAAGAUGAGGAAAUACCUAAUACUGGUGUGAAUGUAACAUUACACCCUCCUCUAAAUUCAACUGAUGACGUAACAGAUGAAGAUUCGUGUGCUGAAGAAAAUCCAAGUGUAGAUAAAUUACCAGCAAGUCAGCUCAAUGCUACUGCACUUUGUGAUUUGGCCAUUUCUACCAAUGGUAAUGCUAUGAAUGCAACAAGGAAACAAUCCUUUACGUCUGAUGUUGUUCCAGGACCCUCCAGAAGCACAAAAACAGCAACAAUAACAACAACAACCACAAACAAACCAGCAAGGCUAUCGAAGAAUAAAGUUUUAAACCUCAAGAAAUAUAAGUGGAAAAGUGGUGAAAUAGUUAAUCCAACACCUGUAUGGCCUCUAAUGUUCACAUUUUUUGAUAACAAAGUGCUUCUAUGCAGCCAAGAUUGUUCAGAAGAUGAGAUGUUGGUGUUUAUUGCAAUACUUCUGUUAAGUGGAUAUGUAACAGUGUCACACAGAAAGAUGUACUGGCAAUCAGAUAUAGACAGUCACAAUGACCUCGUAACAAAUGUCAUGUCCAGAGAUCGAUUUGGCUUUAUCUUUUCCAAUUUGCAUGUAUGCAACAAUGACAAUUUAGAUAAAUCAGACCAUUUUGGGAAAAUCUGCCCAUUACUGUGUAUGCUGAAUGAUAGAUUCAAACAAUUUGUGCCUCACGUGCGGCAUCAUUCUGUCAAUGAAUUGAUGGUCCCGUACUUUGGAAGUCACGGGUGCAAACAAUUCAUAAAAGGGAAACCAAUCUGA